Messenger RNA from Notolabrus celidotus (New Zealand spotty), 4067 nucleotides. It is a transcript of the gene foxk1, whose product is annotated as forkhead box K1. Gene Ontology annotation, biological process: regulation of transcription by RNA polymerase II. The record is from RefSeq and is a predicted model, not a curated record. NCBI's taxonomy places the organism in Eukaryota, Metazoa, Chordata, Actinopteri, Labriformes, Labridae. Bases 190 to 2229 code for a protein of 679 amino acids. Gene Ontology annotation, molecular function: DNA-binding transcription factor activity, RNA polymerase II-specific; RNA polymerase II cis-regulatory region sequence-specific DNA binding; protein binding. The transcript has 9 exons.
UGAACGUAGCACCAUUCCCGUUCCUGGAGACUCCGGUCCAGUUCUUGCCUGGACCCGGACUCCAUGUUGUUCCGUCAGCCACGGAGGGAACAAGUGCCCUGGCCGAAAACUCUCACGUUGCAACUCUGUGUGUGUGCGAGAAGUAAAGUGUGUUUCUGUGUGAGUGUGUGUUGAACCUCCAAAAAGAAGAUGGCAGACUACCGGGAAGACACCGGAGCUCGAGCCCUGCUGGCUCUACAGUCGGCCCCGUGCAGUCCCGUGCGAGUUGCAGUGACCUCCUACCACCAGGCUUCUCUCUCCCUCCUGGGUCCUCCCAUGAUGGAAGCCCGUGCCGACGCCGGGGCUCUUCCCGUGCGCCUCGCUUGUCCUCCUCCGCAGGCCCUGGCCAGACUCGAGGGCCGGGACUUUGAGUAUGUCAUGCGCCAGAGGACGGUCACCAUAGGCCGGAACUCCUCUCACGGCUCGGUGGACAUCAACAUGGGUCACUCGAGCUUCAUUUCACGGCGACACCUGCAGAUCACCUACGACGACGUGAACGGGUUCUCCCUCCGGUGCUUGGGCAAGAAUGGCGUGUUCGUUGACGGGGUGUUCCAGCGGAGAGGGGCGCCGCCGCUGCCGCUACCCCGAGAGUGUGUGUUUCGUUUUCCCAGCACGGUGAUCAAGAUUCAGUUUAUGUCACUCCUGGCGCCAGAGGAGCACAGAGAGAGGGAGCUGCCCGCACUCCCCCUUCGCCCACUUCUGCCCCACAUUUCCCCCCUUAAAAUCAGCAUUCCCACAAUGCAGCAACACGAAGAGCACAUCCGGGCGUUUGGCUCCCCGCUGCCGUCACCCACUGGCACCAUAAGUGUUCCUAACUCCUGUCCGGCUAGCCCACGAGGUGCAGGGUCAUCAGGGUAUCGUUAUGGGCGCAACGUGACCUCCGACCUCCAGUUAGCAGCUGAAUAUGCCGCCAAGGCCGUUUCUGAGCAGAGACGAAACCUCAGCGAUCCGAGAGGUGGAGGAAGUGAGGCGCGGGGGGAGUCUGCUGGUGGAGACAGCCCCAAGGAUGAGUCCAAGCCUCCUUAUUCCUAUGCACAGCUGAUCGUCCAGGCCAUCUCCUCUGCCCCGGACAAACAGCUGACCCUCAGUGGCAUCUACGCCCACAUCACCAAACACUACCCAUACUAUCGCACUGCAGACAAGGGCUGGCAGAACUCAAUCAGACACAACCUGUCUCUAAACCGCUACUUCCUGAAAGUAGCUCGAUCUCAGGAUGAGCCGGGGAAGGGCAGUUUUUGGCGCGUUGAUUCUGCUUCUGAGAGCAAGCUUGUUGAGCAAGCGUUCAGGAAAAGACGGCAAAGAGGAGUGGCCUGCUUUAGGACGCCAUUUGGACCUCUCUCUUCGAGGAGUGCUCCUGCAUCCCCGACCCACCAGGGACUUCUCUCUCCUCCAUCCAGCGGGCUGCAGACUCCUGAGUGUCUGAGCAGGGAGGGCUCUCCUAUCCCCCACGACCACCACGAGCAGCUGGCCAGCAAACUGGCAUCUGUGCCUGAGUACAGGUACUCUCAAAGUGCCCCAGGAUCUCCAGUCAGUGCUCAGCCUGUCAUCAUGGCCGCCCCUCAUCACCAUGCAGGGAAAGCCCUCGCUUUAGUUCCAGGUGGUGGCGGCCAAAUCCAGCCCAUCCACCUGCUGCAGAACCCUCAGUCCUCCAUCACUAUGGUGCGAGUGGUUACCAGCGCCCCUCAUACAUCCAACCCUCCUAAUGGGUACAGCGCCCCCUCUGUCGGAGCUUCAGAGGGCAACAGUGAGCUCAGAGGUACAGCUGUUAGAAUCUCUCUCAGAGAAGCUCAGCUGAACAGGGAGCGAGUGAUCCAGACUGUGGAUAGUGCGGUGCAGGGCGGGGAGGGGAGGAACUUUGCUCCGGGUUUACAUCAACUUCCCGUCCGUCCUGUUACCCAGAAUGGCAAACACACCACUGCAGUUGUUGCCACAGCAACCAGCCUUGCUAAUGCAUCUGGCCUCAGUAGUCCUCUCCAGAUCCUGGCUGCUCAAGCCUCCAGCUCCCCUCCGGUGCUGGUGAGCCGACAGCUCAAUGCAGAAACUUUAGCCGAGCUGCCGGGCGAGCCGCAUGCCAAGCGGUCAAAGAUGGAGGACGACGGUGGGACUGAAUCCGCUCAGCAUCAAGUCACGCCCGCCCAGCAGCCCGUCAUCGUCGCCAUGACGUCACAAAGCCACGACCCUCGGAAGUGAAAACCCAGGGCCUCUUACCAGGUACCCCUUGGACAGCCUCCUCGUUGUCCCCCAACUGCUUCGCCUUUUAUACUCGUUUGAUAUGACUGCAGCCGACACGGCCAAAAAAUGUACAGGCAGCCUCUCUCGACAGAAGGGAAUUCAAUAGUAAGGAACAUUUAUUUUGGUCAAAAUAGAUGAAAAGUUUCACAUACAUUCUGAAUGUAUAAAGGAAAUCUUUCAGGAGCUUUUCAGCUUUACAGUCUUUUUAAUGUGAUCCAUCUUUCUCUGACAUCACAACAUAUUAAGGACUUUAAGCUUGUGAAAGCAUUAUGCAUAUUAAAAUCAUUUCAGCACUACUUUUACUAUGUGAAUGUUGGCUUGUAAAUCAGAUCUGUUUCCUCUUUAUGAUGGAUCAGAGGCAUCAGUCGCUCUCAGGCCAAAGAACUCACCUCUCCUGCACAUGUGAUAAGAGUCACUGUUUGAUUUAAAACCAGGGAAUGUGUGUUCACAGAUUUGAAAAUGGCCAAUAGUAACAGAAGAAACUGUGACGAUCAGAGACGAUAUAUUGUGUGAGGUCACUGAAAGAAAAGAGAGGACUUAGCUGCAUAUUUUCCCAGACCAAGUUGAUGUUUGGCAGACUGUUAAGAAUAUAAAUGUGCUUUUCAUAAAGGCAAUCAUCACUGAAAAAAACAAACAGGUUGUCUUUAUUAGAAAAGAAAAGAAACAGAUUCAUACUGAAUCUUCUCGCCUUCUCACACAACAAGAAAGGGUUAAUGUUUUGGAAGAAGAGAUCAGAAGAAAUCCAGGAAAAACAAAACUAAGACUUUGCAGAUUUUGCUUCACUUCAACUCAGUGCGGUUUGUCAGUGUUAAAGCUCCUCAAAUUCACGAUGAUCUGACGGCACAGUUUGAGCAAAGAAAGGGCAAAAAAGCAAAGAGGUAACUAUUUGGAGUUGAUUGAAGUGGAGCUGACCUAAUGUAGACAAAUUGAUUGUUGUUUUAUUUUAUUUCUUUGUUUUCUUGUUUCAGUAGUUUAAAGGAGAAAUGGAACAGCCUGUGCGUACAGUUUUUUGUUUGUCUUAGCACAGAAAAGCAUUAUUGGAAUAAUCCUUAAAGCCUUAAAUAUUUCUACUUUUUUUUUGUCAUUUUAUUUUAACCUGUAGACAGCUCUACCUUUACUAGAUUGUUAACACAGCGCUUCUUUAAUACACAAUCAGCAACACUACAAUGGUUGACAGUUAGGUUGCAUCAGUAGACUUGUAUCGGUUUUUUAUCAGGGGAAGGGCGGGACCAACACAUGACCACAAAUUCACCUGCUCUCUUGUCUUUUUCCUUCUUUCUUUACGGUACUUUUGACAUCUUUUCUACUCUUCGCUCCCCUCCUUUUUUUUUUUGCUUAACUUUUUUUUUCCCUUUUCUCCCACUCUACCACUUUCCCUCCUCCUCCUCCUCUGUGAACAGUUUCCACCUUCGCCGUCUCGAAAGAGGCAUCAAGCUGUUGGCAAUUCUUGUCACAGACACUGCCUUAAUCAGAUCUUCUCCAGCACUUUCUCCCCCCCCCCCCUCUCUUUUUUCACUCAUUCUCACUCUGCCUUUAGCUUUUUCUGAAUGCGAUCUCACACGCCUCAUUGUUGGCUGGCAAUCAGGCACAACUUGCGCAAUAUUUCAGUGAUUGUUGUUGCACAUUAUCACAAAAAGCAAAAAAAAAAAAAAAGAUGCGUAAUGAUUGUAUGCUGCUCUAUCUGCUAAAUGACAAAGCUAUUUAGAAGGUAUUUUUUCUCCUUUUGGACAAAAAAAUAUUUUGCUAUUUGUAAAAAAAAAAAAACAGCUGUCAUCAAUACGUAAACAUUCUGGAAA